UGAGCAGCUAGCAGUGCUGGAGACAGGAGGAGGUAACCGACAGCAGCAGGGAAGCUGAGUUCUUCUUCUCCCUCCUCAUCACAUCCUGUCCUCUUCUUCACCCUGUGUAUACUGGCUUCAGGCGUCUCUGAUAAAAAAUCAUGAAAGUCCUGUUUUUUCCCCCAUUUUCAUCUGUGGUUUUGUCAUUCACUAUUGAGCAUCUUUUCUCUCUCUAGUUAAGAGUCCUGUCUCAGCAGCCCAGUCUGUGGCAAAAGUGCAUAGAGAGAUCAAGCUCUCAGGCGAGGUUGGGGUCGUUGUGCGCUGGGCUGAUCGAAUCCUAAUCUGGAGUCGGGAAGGACGGUUAGUCGGGGCGAUGAUGCCUCUCUUCGCAAACGCCUGCAGGUUGUUACUAAGGCUGUGAGCAAAACUUGGGCAGCACCGGUUCAACUCAUCGAGGAAGAGCAUAAGGUGCCUAGCGAUGAGCAGAGUCUUAUGGUGUGGAUGAUAUUGGUCCUGCUUGGAUUUGGAUAACUGUUGUUUCCCUUGAACAUUGCAGACUGUAUAAACGACGUGCCUUGGGAACUAAGCUACUUUUGCCCUGGUCAGGAUUUGUCAGUAGCCUACAGGGGUCGUCGGUUAUGCCUCCUGUCAGAUGCUGUCUGGAUUAACUAAGAAUCUAACAGAGAGGAAUGCACAACCCAUAACUUUAUUUUUUAUUUUUUUCUAUUUAAACUUUAAAUAACUGCCUUUGACUCAGCUCAAUAAACCGCUUACGGAUUUGGGAAAUUUUAGUGGCUACAUCCAUUCUGCUUUUAUGGGCAGAUCUUUCCUUCGAGGAUUAUAACAAAAUUAAUGCUAACUGUGUCUCUGCACUUCAUUAACAGGUUGAUGCAGCGGUUUGAUUGCCGCUGGCCAGUUUCUUGCAUGCCCGGCCCCUGCAUAGCAUCCGGCUUGGUCAUGUGAUUGCUAACAGCGCAAAGUGGAGCGCCAAAAAAACAAAACAAAAAAACACUGCUAUGGUUUUGCUACUGAACAAGGCAACAUGCCAAAAUUUGAGUGAUUACAAAUGAAGAAGAAUGAGCUAUGAAAUGUAAUGUCAGUGCUGAAGUCUUGCAUCCCAUAUGUAUUUGGCACACUGAACAAUAUGCAUAUAAUAGCUUGUGUGUCAAAUUGUUGGUGAAUGUAAUCUAGUGGAAAAGAGAAUACAAAGAAUACAGUUGCAGCUGAACUACAACACAAGCUUGCCAUAGGAGCUGGACACUGCUUUUGUGGCUCCUGAGACUAAGGUGCCAGAUCCUCACUAUGACUGCCAAGAGAAGAUGCCCAGGGCUGUUGUGGAGCUUCACUCACUACCAUGGCCCCAAUAACAACUGCUACAUCUACUGUUGCCUUCUGAUUCUCAUCACUGCCAGGGCAUCCUGCAAAGUGCUCCCCACAAUCCAUCCAACAGCCCUUCCACCAUCUCCAUCUGCUUUACUGCCAGUGAGCUACCGCCUCUCCAAUACCCGCUUAGCCUUCUUUUUAAGAGAAGAUGGUCCUCUACCAACAUGGAAUUCAAGUAUGCCCCUCCUACAACGGUCGGAGCCUUUUGUGGUGUUUCAGACAAAGGAUUUACCAAUUCUGAAUGUCACAUUGGGACCUUUUGCUUCCGGACAAGUUUUGCCAAAGGAACUUCUUCAGCCUUCUAGCAUCUUGGAGGUUCCUGACAGAUUAACUGUAAACUGGAAAAUGAGAGCUUAUAUAAUUCGUACAAGGGUGCCUACCACCCAACCAGUAGUACAGGUGCUCUUUUAUGUAGCUGGUCGGGAUUGGGAUGAUUUUGGUGUCACAGAACGUCUUCCCUGUGUUCGGUUACAUGUUUUCCGGGAAAUGCGGGAACUCAAGAGUUCUUGCCGGUUACGGGGAAGUCUUGCUACUUGUCUUGCUCAGGCUGAACUCCCACAAAGCUGGUUUGGGUUACCAGCUGCACCCCUGGGAAGACGGAAAGCCUCACCUGAUGCAGCAGAUCUUAAUGGAGAAAGUCAGCAAAUAGAAUUAUUCUAUACUUUACAUGCACCAGACUCAAGUGGAAAUUGCCAAAAUGAAGUAGGGUCACGAAGAGGAGGGGAAGCUCCAACUCAGCAUCCCCUUCUCCGCAUUGGUAGUGUAAGUCUGUAUGAACCAAUUCAGGUGCAGCAAAUACAGGAACAGCAUUUGGAUACAAAUAUCUUCAUAAGGCUACCAGACCGACCUCUAAGGCCAGGAGAGAUCCUAAGCAUCUUGCUGUACUUGCAACCAAACUCCACAGUGGAGCACUUCACUCUCAGGGUGAAAGCUAAGAAGGGGAUAAAUCUGCAGAACACCAGAUCCCGGGAUUCUCAAUGGUUUGUUAACUCAGAGCUUCAGACAGGAGGAAAACAUUCAACAGCCACCAUAGAUGUGUCAAAAGUUCAAGGGUUGCCACACAGGACUGAAGAAACUCCUUACUUGAUAAUGCAGCUGGACUUUGAGAUGGAGAAUUUCACUAGUCAAACUGUCAUAAGGCGGAUAAUGUGGCAUCUAGAGUAUCAAGGUCGAAAACCCCCUCCUGAAAUGGAGAAAGCAGUAACAGAGUUAACAGUAAUACAGAAGGAUAUUCGAGCUAUUGUGCCUCUGGCAAUGGACACAGAGAUAAUUAAUACAGCUAUUCUGACAGGACGGACAGUUGCAAUCCCUGUGAAAGUUCUGGCCAUUGAAACAUCUGGAGUCAUCACAGAUAUUUCAACUUUUGUAUCAUGCAAAUCUAGCAACGAGGAUAUCAUCAAGGUAUCAAGCAGCUGUGACUAUGUAUUUGUAAGUGGGAAGGAGAGCAGAGGAUCGAUGAAUGCCCAAGCCAUUUUUACAUUUGAACAUCUGAAUGCACCCCUAGAAAUGACUGUAUGGGUCCCCAAACUGCCUCUGCUGAUCGAGUUAUCAGAUACAAAACUAAGCCAGGUUAAAGGCUGGAGAAUCCCAAUAUUAGCAGAUAGAAGGUCCGUACGCGACAGUGAUGAUGAUGAUGAAGAGGAAGAUAGAAAGUUAAAUCGAGGCUGUACUCUACAAUAUCAACAUGCCACUUUGCAAGUUUUUACCCAAUUCCACACUACAUCUUCUGAAGGCACUGACCAAGUUAUUACAAUGCUGGGUCCAAACUGGAUGGUGGAAGUUACAGACCUAGUCAAUGAUUUCAUGCAAGUGGAAGACUCUAGAAUAGCUGAAAUGGUUGAUAGUAAUACUUUGGCAGGAAGAGAACCCGGUACCACGUUAUUUAAGGUGGUAUCCCCUCUUAUGGAGGCCGUUUUAGGUGAAACAACAAUUACAGUGACAGAGGAUAAAGUCAGCAUCAUAGAACUUCAGGCACAGGUGAUAUCUGGCCUCUCUCUCUCCCUGCAUGCCAGCCCAGGAAACAGUCACACAAUAAUAGCCAAGACUACUGCUCAGCACAUGCUAAAAUUUCCAAAACAGGAUGGUUUGGUGAACCUUUGGCUUAUAUUCAGUGAUGGUACUUCAGCUCCAUUGUCCCUCUAUGAUCCUAAGGAUUAUAUAUUGUCUCUAAGUAGCACUGAUGAACAGGUGGUAUCCGUGAGCCCAGAUCGUACAUUUCCUCUUGUUAUUGCUGGUGAAGAACAAGGAACAGGGGCAUUCCUGAAAGCAGAGAUGAUAAUUAAUGAGAACUGCCAGAAGACUAAACGGAAAAGUAUACUGGCAACGGCAACAGCUGUGGUUCAUGUUGUUUUUGGCUCUAGUGAACCAGGUGGAGAAAGUGAUCCUGGAAAACUGGUAACUGAGGUCCCACCACAUUCUCCUGUACAAGAAAACAGAGACAUGUCAAGAACGACAUCUAUGACAACACUAUCCACAACAUCUGAAGAGCACAGCUCACAUGUUCCUGGGGAAUAUCCCUUACCACUUCCUACAGUGUUUCCUCAACUCCCACGUGGAUUGACAGAUCUGGAGAUAGGGAUGUAUGCUCUUCUAGGAGUAUUCUGCCUUGCCAUUCUGGUCUUUCUCAUAAACUGCAUUGUGUUUGUUCUUAAGUAUAGACACAAAAGAGUUCCCCCAGAUGGGCAGGCCAACCCAGAUCACUCCCACCACUGGGUAUUCUUGGGAAAUGGACAGCCCCUUAGGGCUCGAGGAGAAUUAUCACCACAGCCUGAAAGUCCUGGAAACCCCUUGGAAACAGGAACACUACCUCCUCAUCAUUCUUCUUGCUGUAGAGGAGAGGCAAGAGGAAGCAGCAGUAAUAGCAGUUCUCAGGCUAGUGUGCAAAGCCAAUCUCAUGGACGUGGAGAUGGCUCCUCUGGUGGGGGUGGCUCAAGUAGGGAAGCCAGCGAGGACCCAUUAAGCUCAUCUCCCACAUCCAAGCGCAAACGUGUAAAGUUUACUACUUUCACUAGUUUGCCUAGUGAAGGUAGUGCUUAUGAUGCAGUGCCGGGUACAGAGGAAUGUGAUCUUGAAUGGGUGUGUCGGGAUAUGGGACUGAGGGACCCACAUGAACUCAGAAACUACAUCAGGAGGGUCACAGAAAUGGCAUAGCCUUGGAACUUGCUUGGGAUGUUAUUAUGGACAAGACAAAACAAUCUUGCGCCCAUUAGGACUGUUGUUUUCUCUAGAACACAGGAAAUGGGAUAAUUUCCUUUUAUGUCUCUACGUAUUUAAACCCAUACACUGCCACUCACCUCUUUUCCUUCCUUCAUAUGAUAGUCAGUCACUUAAGACAUUUGUUAUUCUGUCUUUCUCUUCUUCGCUUUUGCCCAAAACACAUGCACAUAUAGCAAAGAAAGAAGAGCAUGUUGUCUGCUUAUGUCUCUGUAAUCUGUGGGAUGGAAAAAUAAGCAUUUAUUUGCCUCCAACUUUCCAAACAACUUCAUAUACUACGCUAUUUAAAUAUUAACCAUCAAUGUAUAUUGGGGUUCUGAGGUUCAAAAUGAAGGGAAAAGCCAAAUAACAAGUGUGGCUCCUUGUAUUAUUAGUAAAGUACAAUACACUAUAAAAGUCCUUACAACAGGAGCUAAACAAUAUCUUACGGCAGCUCACUGCAACUGGUGAAAGUACAUUUUCUUUAAAAAUUCAACAUAGAAUUGGUACAUUACCAUCACAUUGAGGAAGCUAUAAUGAGUACAUUUGGAAGACUCUGAUUACACUAUGUUAUGCCAAACUAUGUAAUAUUAAUACCAAAAGAUUAUUGUGGAGUUAGCAGUGCAAGUGUGCUUUCCACUUAUCUAACAGUAAAAGAAAAACCUGCUGACAGCUAACAGUACAGCUUCAUGAAUGUGUUUACCAAUCACAGAAAUGCUUAAAUGCAACAGAUUUAUAUAGCACCUCAAUUGUAACAAGAUUUUUCUCAGGGUUAUAGAGCAACUAAUGCAGUUUAUAAAUUGCUAUUCCUGGUGAUGCUGUGCCAUGGCACAAGAUAGGAGACGUAGCCAUCUUUGCAAGAUUAGCGAUCAAGGAUUGUUACAUGGAAAUAAAUUAUUAUGCUACUUGAUGGUUCCAUUAGUGACACAUGCUUGCAGACCCAGUAAUUUCUGUUUAUUUGGCCAAUUUGAAAGUUGCCGCAACAUUCCGUUUGUCAUGCCACCACAGAAAUGAAUUAUAUUUGACGGUAGGAAAACGAAACGUUUCCUUUAAAACUUACUUAGAGAUAGCUAUUCCAUUCAAAAAUGAAUCCUUGAUUCUAUGAGUCAGUGUUUCAUUCGCGUGAUGUUCAGUCUGAAGAGUUCUUGUAGUAGGAUUUCUUCAAACAAAACCUUAAACCUUGUAUAUGUAUCUUUAUUUUAUUAUAUAAAAACAUGCAUUUAUUUCUUAAUUUGAGUUUACCAGGAUGUGAUUUAUAUAUAUUUUCAAAGUAAUAAGAUAAUAAUACUCUGCCGGAUCCUUAACACUAUAGAAAUACUGCCUUUUUUCAUUUGAUUUAUUUCUGUUUUUUUUUUGGACAAUGCUUUGAGUGUCAUGGCAGAAGAGCACUCAGCUCUGUUAAUGGAAGCUACAGACAACAACCAGUAUGGAGGAGAGUCACUGCUAAAACAGCAGAGCAAAUUCAUAGGAGAACUUAAUUCCCAAGAGAUGAAUGGGUGCAUAAUAGAUUCUCCUUAUAUAAGACAAGUCUGUCUUGAAUUUAACCACCAUGUCAAGUUUUUUUCCUAAGUCAAUAUAAGGGAAAAUAAAAUUUGGCAGUGCACCAAA
Rana temporaria (common frog) is the source of this 6162-nucleotide messenger RNA. It is a transcript of the gene TMEM132E, whose product is annotated as transmembrane protein 132E. Lineage: Eukaryota; Metazoa; Chordata; Amphibia; Anura; Ranidae. Bases 1282 to 4512 code for a protein of 1076 amino acids. The transcript is spliced from 9 exons. The record is from RefSeq and is a predicted model, not a curated record.